GUCCAGAUAAUUUCAGCGCCAAGAGCCUUGCCCUCCAAGCCCAGAAGAAGAUCUUGAGCAAAAUGGCCACCAGGACAGUGGUCAACAUGCUGAUCGACGACACCAGCAGCGAGAUCUUUGACGAGUUAUACAAAGUGACCAUCGAGCACCUGAAGAACAAGAAAGAAGCCCACAAGAUCAUGAAGGACUUGAUCAAAAUCGCGGUCAAGAUCGGGAUCCUGUACCGGAACAACCAGUUCAACGCGGAGGAACUGGAGAUCGUCGAGAAGUUCCGCAAGAAGCUCAACCAAGCCGCCAUGACCAUCGUCAGCUUUUACGAGGUGGAAUACACCUUCGACAAGCAAGUUCUGUCAGAACUGCUCCAUGAGUGCAAAGAGCUGGUCCACGAACUGGUAGAACGGCACCUGACGGCCAGGUCUCACGCCCGGAUCAACCACGUCUUCAACCAUUUUGCCGAUCUGGAAUUCCUCACCACCCUGUAUGGCCUCGACAGCGAAUGCCGGCCUCACCUCAAAAAAAUCUGUGACGGCAUCAACAAACUCCUUGACGAGAAAGUCCUCUGAAACUUGCCUCAGAGCCCAAAGGGCGUCGUCGCCGGGAGACGCAAGGAGAAGGUUGGGACCCGGGCCGGAGAGCCGGCUUCCCGGACGUGCAACAGAACCUCCGGAUCCCCCACCGCUUGCUGCCCCUAAAGAAAACAAAACGCUUCACGGCGGUGCCCGAAAAA
This is a messenger RNA of Pogona vitticeps (central bearded dragon), 727 nucleotides long. Lineage: Eukaryota; Metazoa; Chordata; Lepidosauria; Squamata; Agamidae. The record is from RefSeq and is a predicted model, not a curated record.